UUCUCACUCCAUAACAGAAACACAUUAGAAAAACAAUGAAACGGUACCAGCAGCAUUUUGAUGGUAUCCAACAUCACAGGAAGAAGAGCUGGACAAGUGACGAGUCCAGUGAUGACGACGACUCUAGCGAUGAGGAACACUCGACAACACUAGUCUAUGUCCCUAAAUUGUCUUUGAGAUCUAACUUCAUCAACUACCAAACACUGAAACGUGAUAAUGCAAUUAACGGCAACUCCCACCUUUCACCAGCAAACCCCUGGCGCCGUCCUAGGAAUCGUCGCGGGAACUGAAGCUUCCGUGGUUCACUUAAAACACUUAGAAUAACUUAUCAUGGUCCAUGGCCCGAGCCCAACUAGGCUGGCCGCACGCGUAUAUUAUAUUAUUAUGUGUCCACCCAUGCCACUCUCAUACUUUCUUAAACAAGUAUUACACUCAAUCCCCAUAUAUAAACAACAAAUAAAGUUUCUCACUUUUUCACUCUUUUCUUUUUGCACUUUCAACAAGAAUUUCUAACUAAGUAGUAGCACUUUGGCAGACUCUAAGUCUCAACUAAAGCAGUGUGUGUUUAUUAGACUGAUCACUGAUGUGUGUGCUUUGGCUUAUUGGGUGUCUCUUGUUCUGGCUCAUAAUCAGCUAAAAUAGUUGGCAUCCACAAAACUCCACGUAUAUAAGAUUGAAUGAAAGUUCAUAUCUUAACUUGUUGAAUUUCUAUUCCAUGUCAUUGUCGACCAAACAUAUCUAAGACAUGAUUUGACAGUGGUUUACCUAAAACAGGGCCUGCCUUGUGGUUUAUCAUAAGUCAAAACCCACCAAUUAAGCUAAUCAUGUUUUACCCCAUUAAGCGCGCAAAGCAUAUCUUAAUUAGUGAAAAUAUUAAAUCGUAUAAUUUGACUAAAGCUAAUCAUUCUGAGCUACUAAAUUAUUUUGACACAUUAGAUCAUUUUGUUUUUGUAUUAUUGGAGUAAAGCUAAUCAUUAUUGUGAGCUCCUAAACGUGCAAAAACCCAAUGAGCUUUGUGAUAAAGAGGAAGUGGGUGACUCAAGUGCGGUCCAUCAAAAUUCAUGCCUAAAGUUAGCCUUUUUUCCACUAUCCACUAUGUCACCUUUAUAACAUAAAGGUGAGGAUGAGGAGGACACUUAUAUACUUCCCCUCUAAAGGAGAAACCAUCAUAAAUAAGGAACACAAAGCCAUGAGAAAACUUACAUGUUGUUUGUUCCUUAUAGUGAUCAGUAUCCCAGUCCACCACGUCCAUGGUGUUGAAGCGAAGAAGAAGACAGGUACAAACUUGCAGUGUAAUGGUUCAAGAAUAGGUGAAUGCGAAGAAGAAGAAGAGAAUGAGAUGUUAAUGGUGUCAGAUAUAGCACGGAGAGUUCUUGAAGAGCGGAGGUACAUCUCGUAUGGUGCUUUGAACAGAGAUCAACCUGCCUGCGGUGGUCCUCGUGGUCAGGCCUAUUCCAACAAUGCUGAAUGUCUUGGUCCUGCAGCCAACCCUUAUCACAGAGGUUGCUCUAAGUAUUAUCGCUGUAGAUCAGAUACCUAGCAUUUUACUCUACCUGUUUCAUAUUUUUUGCUGCUACUUUUUGUAUUCAUCACACAGAAAAACAAUCAGAUUGUUUUUGAAAUAUGGUUUA
Molecule: messenger RNA, 1631 nt
Organism: Spinacia oleracea (spinach)
Lineage: Eukaryota; Viridiplantae; Streptophyta; Magnoliopsida; Caryophyllales; Amaranthaceae
Product: protein RALF-like 32
Exons: 1
Coding region: 1124-1540 (138 amino acids)
Biological process (GO): calcium-mediated signaling
Cellular component (GO): plasmodesma
Source: RefSeq, a predicted model, not a curated record